AUGAAAGCACCAAUUCCACCAGAUGAUGAUCCAGCAAGAGAUCAAUUCAUGAAAAAAUUACUGAAACAUGAUAUCAAUAUUGAUGAAUAUUGUUCUAUUUAUGAAUCAUCUGCAAUUCCACCAAAUAAUAAUUUUUCAAAAUUAACAUUAGAAAUCUUUGCACAUAGUGCAUGUUUUAUAAAUGAAUAUUCAAAAUAUCAAAGCCAACUAAAUAUUGUAAUUCGAAAACACAUUGAAAAUUAUGUUGUUCAAGAAGUUGAACCAGGAAAUUUUCUGAUCCAAAAUGCAGACACAUUUACUCGUCUGUUUCAUCACAUUGAAAAUUUAGUUGUAGAUGUUACAUCAAAUCAAGUAAAUGGUAUACGUCAAUCGCUGAAUACAAUCAAUCAAGCAAAUAGACCAACAAUACAAUGUAGACAUACAACGGUACCCAUAGUAAACAUUUUUCAUGAUACGAUUGAAAAAGUUCAAGAAACACAUCGUGAUAGUCCAAUAAAAACAUUGUCUAAUCGACAAGAUACUGAUAUAAUAGGUAAACUAUUCUCAAAUAUAUUACUUCUUUACAUGAGUUAUCUUCCGUUCAUUAAAGAAGCUUUCACAGACGAAGAAGACGAUUUAUUAGAUGAUAUUCACAAUUCGUCUAUGACAACAUGUGAAAAAGUAGCUAAUGAUAGAGAUGAACAUUCUGAUAUAUCAACACAAAAGACCUUAACAGAUAAGUCAGUAAAACGUUUAGUUGAAGUUAAUCUACUUCGAUAUGGAGAAAACUUUUGGAUCGAACCAACUCGUGCAAAAAAACAAAUAAAAAAAGAUUCUAAACGUAUACUUCGUCCAGGAUGGUUAAAAAGUUGUCCAGCUUCUAAUUCAAAUGUAUUGAAAUUCGAUUUUAUGCAAUCUCUACAAAAACAUGCAAAUGUUACUUAUGACGACUUUUUAAAAUCAUUUUAUCCUCAUCAAAAAGAGAAUAUUUUUACAAACAACAAUUGGACCUUGUCAGAUGAACUUAUUGAAAUAUUUCAAUCAAAUAUAUUUUAUAAAGAACAUGUAAGAUACAAUAUUCAACGAUUUCGACCAAGUGAUGUUAUGACUAAUGAGUUAUAUGCAGAAAAUCAACUACAAACAUCAAUGAAAACGACUUAA
Molecule: messenger RNA, 1140 nt
Organism: Rotaria socialis
Lineage: Eukaryota; Metazoa; Rotifera; Eurotatoria; Philodinida; Philodinidae
Source: the annotation of a GenBank genome assembly